Hevea brasiliensis (rubber tree) is the source of this 1078-nucleotide messenger RNA. RefSeq lists its product as uncharacterized. The record is from RefSeq and is a predicted model, not a curated record. Lineage: Eukaryota; Viridiplantae; Streptophyta; Magnoliopsida; Malpighiales; Euphorbiaceae. Bases 59 to 787 code for a protein of 242 amino acids. Gene Ontology annotation, molecular function: protein binding. The transcript has 5 exons.
AACAUGCUUUAAAACCCCUCCUACCCCAUACGUCAGCGUGUGACCCCCAAAAUUUGCUAUGGAGAUCGAUCCGCUGGAGCAACCAGAUCACCAGAUCAAAGACAAAGACCUCUUCAAGGCUGCAGAGGCCGGCGAUUCUUCGACAUUCAAAGCCCUUUCAUCGGAACAUCUUUCUAAAGCUCUCUCUCUCCUAAACGAUGACGGCCGCUCCCUCCUCCAUGUCGCUGCCUCUUCAGGUCACCCUGAGGUGGUGCAAAUACAAUCCAGUGUGGAUGAAUCAAAAAGUGUGGUAAACAACAAGGAUGAGGAAGGUUGGGCACCACUGCACUCUGCUGCCAGUAUUGGGAAUCUGGAAAUUGUGGAGAUUCUGUUAAGUAGAGGAGCUGAUGUUAAUUUGAAAAAUGAUGGUGGUCGAACUGCUCUUCACUAUGCUGCCAGCAAGGGAUGGUUGAAAAUUGCUGAAAUUCUGAUAUCACAUGGUGCUAAGAUUAAUCUGAAGGACAAGGUUGGUUGUACCGCACUGCACCGAGCAGCUAGUACAGGGAAGUCAGAUUUGUGUGAACUUUUAAUCGAGGAAGGAGCUGAGGUUGAUGCUAUUGAUAAAGCUGGUCAAACUCCACUUAUGAAUGCAGUCGAUUACCAUAACAAAGACGUUGCUCUACUUCUUAUAAGACAUGGAGCAGACGUGGAUGUGGAAGACAAGGAAGGGUACACUGUGCUUGGUCGAGCAUCUGAUGAUUUCAGGCCAAUGCUGAUUGAUGCUGCCAAGGCCAUGCUUGAAGGAUGAGUUAUGAACUAGUUUUACAAAGUUAGAUGGGGAAUUUAGGUAAGUAGCUGGGUUAUCAAUGAGGUUUUGGCAGUUGCAUUUUGAUGUAUUUUAUCUGCUUGUUGUGUGUGAUAGAGGAGAGUUGCAAUGCAGUUGUUGGUAAUGUGCAGCAAUGAUUUUCCUGUUGCUGGUUUAAUUGUCCUUGUGUUUUUUACUUGGCUGUUCCUUUAGGCCAUGUUCAGUAACUUUGGCGUUUUCUGUUUUUUGUAGUUAGAAAAAAAAAAUGAAGACGUGUUCGGUUCACUGUGAUUA